This is a messenger RNA of Eremothecium cymbalariae DBVPG#7215, 1116 nucleotides long. RefSeq names its product Jnm1p (gene JNM1). The record is from RefSeq and is a predicted model, not a curated record. Bases 1 to 1116 code for a protein of 371 amino acids. The transcript has a single exon. NCBI's taxonomy places the organism in Eukaryota, Fungi, Ascomycota, Saccharomycetes, Saccharomycetales, Saccharomycetaceae. Gene Ontology annotation, cellular component: cytoplasm; dynactin complex. Gene Ontology annotation, biological process: mitotic spindle organization.
AUGAAUACACCAAAAAGCGAACGAGUAGCAAUGAAUGUUGAAGCAAUUGAUAUAAGCAGUAUUGAGGUAACUGAGGAAUCAGGAAUUCCAAAGCUUGUCGGACAGGAAGUUUUUGAAACCAGCGACAAGGAUGAAGAUAGCUGUAAAAGCGAGACAGAUGAAGUGCAGAAUACAGAGGUUGAAAUGGAUGCACUUGUCCAGAUAGAUGAAGCUAGAGUCUUAUUUGAGAACACUGUUAUAUCUGGAAUUGCAGAUUUUUCUGGAAGAAUUGAUAAAUAUGGUAAGUCCUUUAAAACAUAUAUGCUAGAAGAGACCGUUGAACAAAAACUAGCUAGAAUUAAAAAAGAAUUGCAAGAGAUAGAGCUGUCCAAGGAAACAGUACAACAUGACGAUGAAUUGAAUGAACUAGUGAAGUUACAUUCAGUUUUAGAGCAAGAUCGUAUGGUGGAGCUUAAAAUUAUUAAGAAUAAAUUAGUUCUUGAUGACAGCGAAAUGGAUGUUGUUACUCUUCCAAGAGUGACAAUUGAUUGCAGAGACAGUCGAAGAUUAGUAGAUCUUGAAGGGAGGAUUGCGAGAAUAGAAAGUUUACUUGGAGAAACAAACCCCAAAAAGUCGAUAGUAACAUGCAUCAACGAAUUGUUCCAUAAGAUAAAUUUGUUGGAACAAAAUGAGCCGUUGUUGGAGAAAUUCGACCAAAAUAUGAAAAGAAUUAGUAAAGAAUAUGAAGAGUCGAUAAUCGGUCGACGCGCUACUAAGGAUCCCUCAUUACAAAAACGAAUAGCAGAUGAUCUGAAAACAACAGAUUCUAAAGUUCAUGAAAUAUAUAAAUCAUACAACCUGCUUAAGAGAUAUAGCGGGGUUUUGCCUCACAUCAUUACUCGAAUGAAAUCCUUAAAUGACUUGCAUCGUGAAGUACAGGAUACAUCAGGGAUGUUACAGUCAUUUGAUCAAUGCAUUUCCCGUUUGCAAACACAAACUGAAAAAUGGGAACAACUACUAGACCAAUUGAAUAAGAAGCUUGACCAACAAGAGGAAAACUUUGAGAAGAAUAAAAAAAGUAUUCAGACUUGGGUUGAAUCGCUGGAGAUGAAGUUGAAUCAUCAUUCAUCAUUAUGA